CGUGUUGCUAUCUUCCACCGGCAGGUGAAGGCCGACGGUGAUCUUUCCUUUCAUCCCCCAAGAUGGCAGCGAGGGAGUGGGUCCGGUGGGAGGAGGAGAUCAUGCUGGAGGACGAUGACGACCACCACACGGAGUGCUUCUACCUCCGCCGCGCCCCACCCCAGGGCGGCGGUGUGAGCGAGAGGGAUCUGGCGGUGGUGGGUAAGUAUUGUCCGGACCCAGCCCCCGGGAACAUGGUGUACUCGGCGGACCCGCAGUUCCUGCGGUUCCUCCAGGAGGGAAUUACCUGUGACUCAGUGUUGGCUAUGGGGGUGACGGUGCGGGUGGAGAUCACCCAACUCAGCUGGAAGUCCAGGAAGGAGGUCAUCGACUGGCUCAACUCGCUCGUCUCAGAAAGCAGCGGCCAGGCAUCCAAUAGAGGCGCUGCUAACCCGGUGAAUUCAGUGCCUGUGCAAGAGAUCUUCAAAACCAACGAACAGGCCCCUGUCCCUGCUAUCGACGAACAGCAAGUGAUCGACCUGACCAUGUGUGACGACUAAAGUCAGUAGCAGAGGAUAUGAAGUCUGGCAUUUACUUUCGAUCAUGAACUGUCAUUUCUCAAAGAUUUCGCGCAUUCGCUUCUUGACGCGUGCUCUUUCAGAUCCAUUCUCGACAGAGAUCAGUUGUUUGUACUUCCUUAAUUUCAAAUAAAGUGAGACAUUAUA
Triticum urartu is the source of this 704-nucleotide messenger RNA. RefSeq lists its product as uncharacterized. Lineage: Eukaryota; Viridiplantae; Streptophyta; Magnoliopsida; Poales; Poaceae. The record is from RefSeq and is a predicted model, not a curated record.